This is a messenger RNA of Paramuricea clavata, 15983 nucleotides long. Lineage: Eukaryota; Metazoa; Cnidaria; Anthozoa; Malacalcyonacea; Plexauridae. The record is from the annotation of a GenBank genome assembly.
AAAAAAAAAUCGUGCAAGGUCAGUUCAGAGGAAAAAAAAAUCUUGCAGAAACCCAGCGUGGGAAAAAAAUAUCUUGCAAGUUAUUAGACCAACAUAUAUUUAGGUAAAGUUAUAAACCUCAGAGAAUAGUAAAUCAAUGGAAAUAUAUAAACGUAAAAAAUUAUACAUAAUGUAGACUGUAGUUAUAUUAAACAUACACAUCUCAGUCUAAAAUAUUUAGUUGUACUGUCUUAAAAUAACCUGUAUUUAAAAUAUAAAGUUGAUUUAUAUACAAACACUAUAUAUUAACAAAUAACAACAUAAAAUAACAAAAACAAAAAACUUUCACCAUGUUAUCAGUAUCAGUUGAAUAUAAAUGUUAUCUUCCUUUUAAUAUCACAGCAUGUUUAUAUUAAAAAAAAAAUCGUGCAACACAAGCAUGGCUGAAAAAAAAGAUCUUGCACAACGUUGUUGCAAAAAAAAAUAUCCUGCCCGAAAAAAUUGCCACCCCCCCCCCCUCCCCCAUUUUCUAAUGGUCCGCCCCUUAGUACAAUUGAGACUUCAUAAAGUUAAGUAAUUCAGGUUAAGUACAAGAUCUUCUACUGCUGGGCAUUUAAAAUAACUUCUAAUCGUAUGAAUUAAAGAGUACACUGCAUAAAAAAUCGAGUAAAAAAUUAUCAAAUUACUAAUUAGUCAUAUCACUUCUAUUCUGUUAAUUUACUCACCCGUUGGUUCAGCAUAGUAAUAUAUAUGGCAUCCAUAUUCCAACAAAUGCUUGAUUUCAAGGGGUACACUUUUUUGAGACACUCUGUGGUAUACCCCGCUAAUUUUAAUUUGACCACGCUCUUAGCAUAAUGAAACAUAUUGCGGAAUUAAACAACAAUACCUCAAUACUUAAAAUUUGCUUUAAUAAUUAUUAAGUCCUUUAACGGAAGAUUUUCACGCGAAUAUUAAGAGGUAUGUUACUUUCAAUGAUCCGAAGGAUACAGGUUCACGGGGAAACGUCAAAAACGUCAAAAACGUCAAACAUUAAACAUUGUAUUGCUUCUAUAACUAUUCAGCAACUUUAUUCUCGACUUGGUGGGUUCUUUAGGUUCUUGGGGUUCUGAGUGAUGAUAUUUCCCUUGGGCCAACGCCCCUUGGAAAAUAUCAUCACUUCGGGUAAUAUUUCGCCAAAUCCCCCGAGGGGUCUAUAAAUGAUAAAUACGUGAUAGGAUAUACGAUACAUAGAGGACUAGGAUAACCGACUUGUUUUAUUUUACAAAUUUUCUGGUACAUGCAUGCAUAUGCAGAAGAAAAUUGAAAAUUGACAUUUUUAAAGAGUCGGCCAGGACCUUGAUUUUUCUUUUUUAUCUACACAUAUUACGAAGUGCAAUUACCAUAUAUUGACGAUAAAAAAACGUUUUAAACCACAUAGGUACUAUACACUGUGUCAUGUAAGUAUACAGGGUGUAUAAAAAAGGAGACCCUUAGAAAUCAAGUAUAUUGUUCAAAUUUGAAUGCCUUUCAGUUGCACAUAUGCUGAACCGUGGUGGGCGAAAUAUUGAUGAGUGCAUAUACUAGAAAAAGGAGACCUUUAGAAAUCAACCAUAUUUAUAAUUUGAAUCCAGGAGCACUUUGCUUAGCCCAAGAGUGCAUAACAUGCGAUCUACGUACAGUAUGCAUGGCAGAUUGUCCCCAGGAGCAGAUAAUCUUUUGUUUAAACGUUAUUUCAAUUUCUACAGGUCUCCUUUUUCUAAUAUAUCCACCCCAUCAAUAUUUCACGCACUAUGGUUCAGCAUAUGUGCAAUUGAAAAGGCAUUCAAACUUUAACAAUAUGGUUGAUUUCUAAAGGUCUCCUUUUUUUAUACACCCUGUAUAUCAAUACAAAAUAUUGAUAAGAUCUUCUAAUGGUAACCACGUUGGAAGAAAAUACGCUCCAACUAAAAUAGUUUGUUAUGAAUAUUCUUCCAACAUGACCGCCGUGAUGUUAUGAAUGCCGGUUCUACAAAAUAAUUCCAUAAAUGUGGGUAAAGUAAGCACCGGAGAUUUAACGAGAAAAUAUUUUAUAUCACGAUUCGAAUUACUCCCCCCACGAAUAUAAAAAGGGAAUCAAUAUCCUUCACGCAUACUAUAUAAUUUUGUUUAUUAAUUUCUAGAAACCUCCAGAACCAGUCUCAACAAGCACUCCGCCUCAGAUAACAUCGACAACACAAAAACCAGCAUCAAGUAAGGUUUAAAAUCAUAAUUAUAUUAUAACUACACGCCCGACAAUGAUUCAUUACAGUAUACCGGGUUGGCCUAAUUUAACCAACAAUCUUAAUAUUUAUACUAGGCAAUAUUAAAAAGUUACGUCAGGUUAAUAGUUAAGAGAAUUGCAUUUUACUCAAUAUUUAGCAAAUCAAGAACUGUUAUCAUCUUGUAAGGAACUACUGCAAAGAAACAGGUUUGUGAGUCACCAACGUUGAAGAUUUUGUAUGAAUGGAAAUUUCGAGUGUAAAUUUUAUACAUCUAGUUAGACCUAACCAGGAGCAGCUGCAGCAAAUAAAACUAUAUAGGCCCACUAGCAGGAAUCCACCCUGCGUCCUUGCGAUUUCGGUGCAGCGCUCAAACCAACUGAGCUGCAGAGUCCAGUACCAUUAUUAUGUGACAUAACGAACCCUUAAUGAAAAGCAUUCGAAUAGAAAUGUCGUGGUAUUGUUGAUGUCUCAACAUUCCAAAGAGACAUUAAAAGGAAAAACAGUUUAAACCAAACUGAUAAAACUAUUCAAUAUAAUGAAGAAGUUAGUUUAAUCAAACUAUGCUUUUAUAUCCUCUACACCAUUAAGUAAAUAAACAAAAGAAUCAGUAAUUUUUACUGGCUUAUUGGAAAUAUGGUGCAAAUACCUUACCUUAAAACUUCUGACUAAAGUUUACACGAUGUUACAAUGUGGUCUUGCUAAUAUUCACAAAAUUACUUCGUACUAUUUAUACUAAUAGGUCACUAAACAAUGGUGUUUACCAACUACAAAAUACAGGUUCACUCGAACAAUAUCAAGUUUACUGUCACAUGACUGAAUUAUCUGGAUGUGGCCAAGGAGGUUGGACACUAGUGAUGAAAAUGGAUGGGAACAAGGUACGAAUAAUCUUAGCCUAACAUAAUCUCUUUGAAUGUUCAAACAUGACAAGCAAUAACAUAGAAAAAAUGGGUACACCUUUUGCUUUGCAGAAUGAAUUCAACUACAGCUCUCCUUACUGGACAAACAAAGAAACGUACGCAGUUGAAGAUGGACUUGAAGGUUUGAACGAAAAACAGGCAAAACUUGCUUCUUACUGGAACACACCGUUUAACAAAAUAUGCCUCGGAAUGAAAGUCAAUGGUGCUACAAAAUGGAUAGCGUUAAACUACACCACAAACUCGUUACACAGUGUGAUCGAAGACGGGACUUUUAAAGGAACAACCUUUGGAAAGGAAGGAUGGAAAUCUCUCAUCGAUGGUUCGUCUCUGCAAGAUUACUGUAAUGUAGAAGGAUUUAAUAUACAAAAAAAUUUCGCGGUUUACCAGUGGCGGUGGUACAUGAACAUACGAAUUGGUUUGGUGGCAAAUGAACAGAACAUCUGCAAUAGUUGCGAUUCGUGCAUUGGUUUUGGAACUUCAGUAAGUGGAUGCGGGGAUGAUGUAAGGAGCACAACGUGCGGCAAUAUGGCUGUUUGUGAUCAACUGAAUAAUAUGAACACGGCAGCAUUUGGAUAUAUACUCGUACAAUAGUAUUUGCAACGAUUAUAUAGGAACUAGCUGACGCAGAUGCAAAAACUGUAGUAGUUAUUGUAGUAAGUAUACGAAACGUUUGUUUUGAUUGAACAUAGUAUAAAGCCAGUUUUCCACUUCGCCCGUAUCGUACCGAAACGUACUGGUGAGCAUGCGUAGAUUGAAAAGAGGUUUAUAAAUCCACGUAGUUCCGGGUGUAUUCGCGUAUCAAAAUAAAAAGUUCGUCGCAAGUCAACCGUUCAACAGUCGCGAAAUUUUGAAAUUUAAAAACGUUUUUGAUAUGUUUCGGUACGGUACGCUUAAAGUUGAAAACCGGAUUAACUCUCUAUCAUGCAUUAUAAUUAUAUAACGCAUAAAAAAUGUACAUUAUUGAAAAUUAAAUGGCUGCCAGCGAGGCUGCCGGCUCAAGGUUUGCUCGAGACGAUGAGGAAGAAAUUAAUCAGAUUAUAGAGGAUGCAAUACCUAAAAGUACGAAAAGACAAACAAGCUGAAGCACUGCUAUCUUCAGAGGUCAGUAAACCAAGCAAAAACUUAUAUUAUUCGCCAUUUUUCCGUGUGUAAAGAAGUGCUCGAAAAGUUCAAUUUUUUGCUUGUUGUUGCAUUCCUUGUCUGGCAUGCAAUUUGCAGGCUUCUCGGUGAGUUUUUACAUUAAUUAUAAACUGCUAUUGUUAAACAUUGUCUUUUUCACUGAUGUUAAUAAAUGUUGUCUUGAACUGCAAUUGUUUUCUUUUAUUUUGUGGGCAAAAAGCGUGCUGCAUUUGCAUGCAAACAGUGAAGUCAGAUUAUAUAUUAAAUGGGUUCUCUAGACUGUAAAGUUCGUGUUUUGUUUACAAAUAUACGCAUUUGCUGAUCAUACAAUGAACUCGAAAUUUUCAAUACUGCACUCGGAUUCGCCUCGUGCAGUAUUGAAAUUUCUCGUUCAUUGUACGAUCAGCGCGUGCGUAUAUUUGUAAACAAAACACUAACAGCAGUCUCUAACCCUUAAAUAGGGGGUAGCAAAUCUUCGAGUUAAGCCCCUCGAGUUAAGCCCUUCGAGUUAAGCCCCGACCACGCCCUUUCGAGUUAAGCCCCGACCACGCCCAUGCCACAUCCAUUUCCGCUGAGGGCUUAACUCGAAGUACAUAACUGGAGUUAGGUACUUCGAGUUAAGCCCUGUAGAAAAUAGGGGCUUAACUCGAGCAAAGUCAAACAUUUUGUUCUUCGAGUUAAGCCGCAACGUUUGAAAGAUGUAAACGAGUUACGGUUAGUCCAAACAAAUUAAAUUAUCAUUUGGAUCUCGUUUCGUUCAUUCACGGUUCAAUACGUUUUAUUUCAGCCGACGUAUUAUAUAUAUUAUUGACUUUAAGAUUGACGUUUACGGCAAACCGCUAACCGGCAAACUUCAAAUCGUAAUUUAAAGUCAACUGUUAGCUGUUCGAAAUUGGAGCAACUUGUGCAUAAAAAUUGGACUAUGAUUUAGCUACUUUUAGCUAACAAAGGAAUAAAGAUCGACUUUUUCUGCCGUAAAGGUCAAUCUUAAAAUAUUAUCAAAUUGUAUGCCGGUGUCCAAAAAAACACCGGACUCUGUUUGAUUUCAUGUAAUGUAAAAGCUAUCGCAGAUUCGCAAUGAAAUAAAGAUCAUUGCAUUCAUAAUGGCUAACUUAGAUUUUGAUUAGCAAUUUAUAAUCACGAACGUGUCAUUUUAAAAAUGAGCUCAGGGCUGGUUUACAAGACGUUUAUGAUAAUUAUGCAUACGCAGGUAUUUUAUUGAAGUUCAAUUCAUCAACUUAAGUCCUAAAGAGUAAAGGGAGUUAAUUUUCAAUAGUUUUAGACCCAAUUCUCAACGGUGGAAAUAUGCACUUUCACAUUAUAUGGUUGUUACAACUAUUCAAGUCUUCAUUAUAUAGAACGAUUUCAUUAGACUGCACACAUUUCAAAACAAAAAUGGUCGCAAAAUGUCGAUCGCCCCACAAGUUGCGAAAUGCAACAGCUGGGCAUUUUGUACGGAGCAUGCGCGAAAAAAUCAAUAUGGCGACAUAUUUAUAGGAGUGCUUCGUGGAUUUAUCUGGUUUUAAAGCUGAUAAAACAACAUUUCAAUGAAUAAAAACUUUGUAAUAUUUAGUGGAAAACAUUAAGCUAUGCAGUCCAAAGGUUUUAAAUUAAAAAUAAGUACUUUUGCGUUAUUUUAUUGCUUUUUAUGCUUUCAAAAUAGGCAAGCUCAUUUUUUUUGAAAGAAUCUAAACUAAUAUUUUACCCAUCAUUUGUUUAAUCUGAACAGAAAUUGAUAGAACACUUGGCUACAUAAGUUAUAAAAGGAAUUGGUAGCUGAUCUGAAAGAUUUCAGUAUUCCUGGUACACAUUUUAGCAAAGAAUGACUGUAAUUUUAAAAAUUAAAUAUGCAUAUCAAAAACAAUAGUUUUUAUUAGAACAACACAUAAUAAGUUGUUAUUUCCUAUUUUUACAAAAACAAGUUUGGAAACAGAAUCUAGUCGUCCAGUUUGAUGUCAUAUUCCAUUUAUUUGGAUAUUUGAAUAAAGGAAUGUGAAAUAAUAAUUGAAACUUGUCCAAAAUUUGAUACCAACACUCAAGUGAACAGAUACUAUCACCUAAAAAUAGUCAGAAAAUUUGUCAUAUAAUGCUAUGAAAAAGUCUUAGAUACUACAGGCAUAUAGUGAGCACAAUGCUUUAACAAACUCAAUAAAAUAAGUUAAGUUAUGCUAUGAUAAGAGGAUGGCAAUAUAUGACAACAUCAAAUGUUACCAUCUUCAGUGUCCAAAAAAAGUGCCGCGCGCAUUUUUCCCAGCAUACCCACUAACUUUUCCAUGAAGGUUGACUAAUAAGGAUAGUUUUAAGCCAUAUUUCGGAGAGAGGCAAUGGUAAAAAGUUUAAGAUAUUUUUAUUUAUAUGCCAUAUCACCACAGAAUUUCACAAAGCAAGCAUGCCUAUAUUCAGGAUUGCCGUUAGACUCUUAAAACUGAACAAAUCAAUACGGCACUUCCUAUCUCAUAACAACCAAUACUUGAACAUUUUCAAAAGCAUUUUUGCAGCAAUUUUUACUUUAUAACAAACCAAUACAGGAGCAAUUUCAUAAGCAUGUGACAACAUGACAUUUUCACUUCACAAGUGGAUUUGUCAAUUACAACAUCUAGCACAUUUUUCCCAUGAAUAGCUCAGGUUUUAAUAAAACAAAGUAUGAUUUAACUUUCAUAAAAUACAUUUUCUAACUGAAGGCAACGGCCAGUUUUUACGAAAUUGCAAGAGGAAUAUGUGUCAUUUUCAUCAAAAUAUGUAUUUUAAGACACUUAUUAUUCCAGAUGAGGAAGGACAAACAAAUUAUUGAACAUACCUGUGGAAACAACAACAACUCAGCUUCAAUCAAGAGUAAAAUAUGAACACUUCCUUGUUUCCAUACUGCUGUACCCUGCUUCUGAAACUCUGACAAUGAGUGAAACAUUUCCACUUGUCGCCCAUUUGUAAAUAAAAAUUCUUCGCACGUUUUCAUGCGAUUAAGUCGUUAUAUCGUUGCGUACAAGCACUACAACUUAAUCUUUCAAAAAACACUUUAUUUUCCAUGAACAAACCAGUAAAAGAGGACAAAAAAUCCUCUCACAAUGCAUAUUUUCAGCGUUCGAAGAAUCAAAAUGUUUGUUAAAGAAAUGCGCCCGCAAUAUUUAGACAGCGACAACAGAAUGCCCAGCUGUUGCGAAAUGCAAAUCUACCUUAAAAUACCGGGUGUCCCCCAAUAAAACUGGAAACUAUUUGAUUUCAUGUAACGUAAAAGCUAUAAAAGCGAUAAUGCAUUCAGAAAUGACUAACUUCGAUUUUGAUAUAUAGCACUUGAAUUUACAUGCAAUAUUGACUGCGCUAUUGAUGUUUGAACGUUGAACUACUGUUUUUGAAAAUUCAAAAAAUUAGCAUAAAACAUUAACACUUAUAAUUAUAACUACUGAUGUAGAGGGUGUAUCAAUAAAAACGUAACCUCGGAAUUUCCUAAGAAAUCACUUCGCAAUUCUUAAGCAUAAAAGAUUUUAGGCCCCUGGGAAUUGAAAUCGAAUUGCUAAUAGAUCAUAUUACUGUUGUUGUGCAUUAAAUAAAUGCAUAAAUUUUGCUUUAUGCACUCGCGUGUGCAGUAAUUUUGACAGUUAUGCUAUUUUAAAUUCCCAGGCGCCUUAAAUCUUUUGUCUUUAAAACAAUGUCGAUUUCUUCGGAAAUUCCGAGGUUGCGCUUUUUUUGAUACACCCUGUAUAUAUAUAUAUAUAUAUAUAUAUAUAUAUAUAUAUAUAUAUAUAUAUAUAUAUAUAUAUAUAUAUAUAUAUAUAUAUAUAUAUAUAUAUAUAUAUAUAUAUAGUGUGUAUGUGUGUGUGUGUGUGUUAGUUGAACGAAACGCGAUCCAAAUGAUAAUUUGUUUGUGAUCAGAUUAACCGUAACUCGUUUACAUCUUUCAACGGUAACGUUGGGGAUUAACUCGAAGAACAAAAUGUUUGACUUUGCUCGAGUUAAGCCCCUAUUUUCUAGAGGGCUUAACUCGAAGUACCUAACUCCAGUUAUGUACUUCGAGUUAAGCCCUCAACGGAAAUGGGUGUGGCAUGGGCGUGGUAUGGGCGUGGUAUGGGCGUGGCCGGGGCUUAACUCGAAAGGGCGUGAUCGGGGCUUAACUCGAAGGGCUUAACUCGGGGGGCUUAAUUCGAAGAUUUGCUACCCCCUUAAAUAGACCAUUAUCGCCAUGGGGUGUUUGAUUGACUGUUUAAUUAAUACAUUAUGUAAUGAUGAACCAUCAGAGGAAUCGCAAUUAUAUAGCUUUUAAUAGAAAAUUCAUUUAUUGUACAGUGUGUACCAAAAAAGUAUAGCCUUUUAAAUUUAAAUCAAGCAUAACGCCAUAUUCUAUUGAGUUCAUCUGACAAGGCUAUACAAUAGCUUCGAACAAUCUAGCGACCCGUAAAACAAAAGACUCUCUACUUAUGAGACAUGUACGAACAACUCAAUGAAAUACUCUGCACAGUACAAGGAGCAUUGUUAUAUAGCUAGGAAGAACCCCAAACGUAAUUGGCUGAUUUGUGGUCACGUGACUUCAGAUAAGUGCAACGUAUCCAGCCGGCCAUCAAGUGAAAAAUUGUUACCCGCCCCGACCAGCUACAUGCAUGCAUAAAUUAACAAAAUGGCGGCACAACUAGCAUAAUUAGAAAUUACGAUUUUUCAAGUUUGCGUUCAAAUAAAGAAUGUAAAAGAGAAGAAAAGUACACAACAGGCAACAGGAUAUGCUUCUGAAACCGUUUAAGUAGGCUAUCUUAAUUUUAAACUCGUUUACUCUAUAAUGUUUUUGUCACGAAAAACAAUUGUUGUAUGAAUGUUGUUGAAUGUUGAUUUUUGUUCGUCGCUAUAUGUAUAACAAAACACUUAAUGUCUGUUCCCUCGGGACAUAGUUUUGUUUUCCCUUGAAUCUCAAUGUUUCUCAAACAUUGAGACUCUUUGGAAAACAAAAAAAACUAUUUCCCUUGAGAGCAGACAUUAAGUGUAUAUUAAAAUGAAGUUAUAAUUGAUCUCUUUUGUAAAUAGGACACGUUUUCGUCGCGUAUCAUUAACUCAGAGCAGUUGAGAACAAUCAAAUCACUUAUAAUUAUCGUUAAUUUGAAUUUGAAAGGCUAUACUUUUUUUUAUACACACUUGUAUAUAUCGUUAUUUUAAAUUGUAGUUUUCUUUCAUCAGUUUGUGUUUGCAUGCAUCAGUGCAUGCCCGUUUGUGAAAAUUACGCCCCAUUUUAAAAGAAAAAUAAAAUAAAGUUGACAGGAAAACUUGUUUCAUAUUGAUUCUAAAAUAUUUUUUUUAUAUUUCUGAGGAUGGUUGAUGGUUCUGAAAUGAACUUCAGAUUCUUAAUGAUCUUUCUGUCUGCAUGUCGAUUUUGCAUGUCCGAUCCUAUGUUUUGUAAGCAGCGUGUUUUGUAGUGCAUGGUGUUAAAGAGACUGUUGAAGACAAUUGUGUUCUGGCGCAUAAUAUCCUCGAAAUUCUGGAAACACCAUUUCAGAGACUCAAAAUGAAAAUUAUUUUCAAGAGCAUGCCCUGCCCCCAUGCAGGGGUUUCGGUGCAUGCGCAAUCGUCAGAGCAAUCGCCUUUAACCUCUGAUAUUGUGGGUUCGAUUCCCGUUGUGGACGUUAUGAUAGCCAUGUGAAAAGAGUCAGUCAAGGCUCUGCCGAAAAUCGUUGGUUUUUCCGGGCACUCCAGUUUCCUCACCUACAGAAACCGCGGUUAACCUCGGUCAAACCUAGGUUUAAUCUCGGUCAAACCUCGGUUUAACCUCGGGCAAACCUCGGUUUAACCUCGGGCAAACCUCGGUUUAACCUCGGGCAACCUUGGUUUAACCUCGGGCAAACCUCGGUUUAACCUCGGUCAAACCUAGGUUUAACCUCGGUCAAACCGCGGUAUCAGACGAUUACAAAUUUCAAGACAAAUUUACGUUUUAAAAUGCCGACUCGAAAUUGUCCGCGUAUGCUCGAGAGAGAGUUAUAUUAAUUAACCUGUAUAUUUAGAAGGGGAAGCCAUAAAAGUUUCGAGAUUAGCGGCUCCUACAACAACAGCAUUUACCAUGGGGCUUCACAACUAUAGAGCUAUCAUAGUCCAAACCAUCGAAUUCGACUUCCACUGUAGAUCCUUGCUUGUCACUGUAGCAAGAGGAUACGAUUUGCUAUUAACGAAUGAAAUACUAUGCGCAACAGUUCUUAUAUAUUCGAAAUACUCCCGACGUUUAUAAUGAAUGUAUAGCUGGCGUAGCAACGGCUUUGGAAAACAGAGUCGACAAAAUUUGAGAGAAAAACCCCAAACAUACAGCGAUAUUAUUAAGAAAACUGUUCCCGUUUUUAUUUAGCAUAUAUACAGCAGUAUAUAUAGGCCACACAUUGCAAUACUAUUUGUCAAUGGAAAUUUAUUUUGGUAGUAGCAACAGUAAAAGUUUUCAUUUUUAUUGAGGAAACGUUUCAAUUACACAUAUAAAACCAUUAUUAUUUUGUGUUUCCACGUGCGUGUAAGGUCGUUUCGUACCAAGUCAUCUUGUACUCAAUUACCUUUAAAACUCAUUUUCGUUUAUAAAAACAUAUUUGACUGAGACUGAGUGAAACAUAAAUUGGCUGAAAACACGAUGUCGAUGACUCAUCAGAUGCUCAGACUCUGACACUGAAAAUUACCAUACCUGCAUGAUAUUCAAUCCCAUUAUUAUCGGGCAUAAUUUCUUAUGAAUAAACGUUUAUAUUUGUGUAAUGUUUCUCUAUACGACUAUCAAUCAGGAGAGAACAUUCUGUCCAAUGUUUUUCCAUAAACUAUUAGCAAGAGUACAGUAUGUCAAACUUUGAAAAUGAAAAUUCGAUGCUUUCGAUAUGGAUACGAAACGACCAAGCUUGAGUAACGUGACCAAACGACGCGAGUGCAAUUUGGCGAUGACACGACCAUAAGUCAUAAACCUUAACUAAUCAUAUAGUCAAUGAGGCGCAUUUACGAAUUUGUGGCGAUAGUGUAGUAUGAUAGUAUACUUGUUGACGGCAGUCACGGAAAUCGGUCCACUGCAGAUCGCGUGUUUGGAUCUUGGAAAAAGGUAUGAUAUAUACUGUUAAUAAGUCGAUAUCAUGAGUUAUGAGGUUACAUAUAUGGGAUAUAAACAUAGAUGGAUACAAUUAAGAGUCGUAUACGGGUAUUACCGUUAUGAUACUGAGUAUUUUAAUAAAAUGCAUGCAUAUAUGCAAUAUGACAACCGUGCCUGCGAUAAAGCUAAGCUUUUUUUCUUGACAUUUGAACUAGCGGCAUAUGUCAUAUAAUUAUAAUAUCCAGUGGCAGCACGCGACUGAAUGUCAAUAAUAUAUCCGCAUUGAAAUGUGGAAUUAACAAUCGGCUUUCUAAUAUCAAAAUCAAUGCGCCUUUACGGCUUUAGAUUUACUACCGAAGUCAUGCAGUAUGGCUCAUUACCGUAUAUAUAUAUAUAUAUAGAAUGUAUUCCGCUAUACACAGCGACUACAGUUAUCUAAUUGGUACUUGAUAACACCAGAUUACUAUAGUAUUUAGUAAUUUACUACCGCGUGUUAGCGUGUAUAUGUUUUUUCCCUACAAAACUAAAGAUUAGUAGAAUCGGAAAUUUCAGAUUAGUAAACUAGAAUUCAAGGCACUGCAUGCGCUUUAGAUUUACUACCGCGUAACGAAUACAGUAUCGAAUAUAAGUCCGCCAUUUUUUCUGCCUUUAAUAGCAGUUUACGAUUGGGGCACUCACGGAAAUCGGCUAGUAUUUAAAAUAUACUGUAUGUUCCUCAAAGGUUCUGUCAUGAAAAAUGUUACGAAUAUUUCACUGAUGCUAGGCAAAAACGCUUUGCUGGUGACGUAGUCGGAUCAUUUUUGCUUAGCUUUCCGCAGCCUUUGCCUAAAUUAGCUAAUGUAUAUAUGCUAUAUAUAGCUAUGGACGCUGUGAUAAAAGGUCAUAAAACAUGAAGCAAAAGCAUUGGCGCACACAGCUAUAAUAUAUACGUAUACUACAUUUAUUUAAAGGUAGUGACAUUCGAUUAUGUUUAUUAAUUUAUUUCACGGAGAUUAAUUAUGUUCCGGUUUAUUGGAAAAUUUACAAGCGUUCUUGUAUAUACAAGAAAAAAAUUUCAUAUUCGCGUUCAGUCAGGUAUUGUGGAGCGAACUCAACUUCGCAAGGCAGGAUCUCUACUUCCGCCUCCCUCCCAAACACGCUCCAGCAGAGAGAUCCUGGUGUAGGCUGGUCACGUGACACCUGGUCACGUGACACCACAAGUCACUUUAUCGCGUGGGCGAGUAGGCUGAAAUAUGUGAAAUGCAAAGAUCGAGUUUCGAGGAGUGUUUAUUUCGAAAAUCGGAUUGAUGAAAAUGUAUGAUUUACUUUAGUUGUUCAUACCAAGAGCGAUAGCCUAUGAAAACAAGCCGUUUUAAUGACUGAUUCCGCUUUAAAACAACUCCUAAAUUUACCGCUUUUAGUUUUAUUUGUAUCAAAUUAAAAACAUAAUUAAUGUAAUUCUCGUGCAAAUCGAUGACGACAGCACUCUAACUCGAAAGGAUAAAAUAUGACAUUAUGUAACUGGCCAGCCGGACAAAUAACAACGUAAACAAACAUGAUCAUGAAUUAUUAAACGUAAAUUUACUUUUUAUAUUUAUAGCCUAUACAGGGUGUAUCAAAAAAACUGAACCCUUUCAAAUUCAAAUUAGCUAUAACGUAUUGUAGUAAUUUGACAGCUCUAAUUGCUUUGAAUUAAUGAUUGGGUAAGAACACAAGGAAAUGAAGGAAUACUGUAUUUCUUUCAAAUUUUCUAAUUUUUAUUUCUUUGAGUUUUGUCCCAUGAGUACAAGACCUUGUGUUCUUAUCCAACCAUUAAUUUAAAGCAAUUAGAGCUGUCAAAUUACUACAAUACGUUAUAGCUAAUUUGAAUUUGAAAGGGUUCAGGUUUUUUUUUAUACACACUGUACAGUACAGUGUCUUAAAAAACAGUAACCCUUUGAAAUCAAGCCUUUGUUAGAAUUUGAAUUCCUUAUUACUAUGCUGAACCCACGGGUGCGUAAAAAAGUAUAUACAUAUAGUCUUCUUUAGUACAACUGAAGACUUUACAAAAGUUAAGUAAUUCAGGUUAAGUGUACAAGAUUUUCUACUCCUGGGCAUUUAAAAUAACUCUAAUCGUAUACAGGGUGUCCCAGAAAAAACGGAAAACCAUUGAAAUAACGUAUUCAGUGUUAAACUAUUUGAAUGCCCUAGCACUAAGCUGAACGCAAAGCCAAGAUGCGUAAAAUAUUGACAAGGGUUCACAUAAAUAUCGACCACGCUCUUAGCAUAAUGAAAAAUAUUUCAGCACAAACCAACAAUACCUCAAUACCUAAAAUUCGCUUUAACUGAAGAUUUUCACGUGAAUAUUAAGAGGUAUAUUACCUUCAAUGAUCCGAAGGAUACUGCAAGUUCAAGGGAAAACGUCAAAAACUCAGGUAUAAAUAAAACAUUAAACAUUGUAUUGCUCAAUUGCUCUCGACCUGGUGGGUUCUUUAGGUUCUUGGAACCGGUUAUCAGUGAUGAUAUUUCCCUCGGGCCAAAGCCCCUUGGAAAAUAUCAUCACUUUGGGUAAUAUUUCUCCAAAUCCCCGAGGGAUCUAUAAAUGAUAAACACGUGAUAGGAUAUAACGAUACAUACAGGACUAGGAUAACCGACUUGUUACAUUUUACAAAUUCUAGUUUCUGGUACAUGUGCAGAAGAAAAUUGAAAUUGACAUUUUUGAAGAGUCGGCCAGGGCCUUGAUUUUUCUUUUUUGCCUGCACAUAUUAUUAAGUGCAAUUACCAUGUAUAAUAUACUAGUAAUACAUAAUCUUGUAAGAAAGAAAUAAGUGCAAAAAAAACUGAUUCUGAUUCAUCAAUACAAAGUAUUUAUAAGAUCUUCUAAUGGUAACCAUGCACGUUUCAAGAAAACACGCUCCAACUAAAAUAGUUGUUAUGAAUAUUCUUGCAACAUGGCCGCCAUAUAUGAUGUUAUAAAUGUUCUACUGACAAGAUAAUUCCAUAUAUACAUGUAUAGGUAAAGUAAGCACCAGAGAAUUAAAGAGAAAAUAUUUUAUAUCACGAUUCGAAUUACUCGCCCCACGAAUAUAAAUAGGGAAUCAAUAUCUUUCAAGCAGACUAUCAUUUUGUUUAUUAAUUUCUAGAAACCUCCACAACCAGUCUCAACAAGCACUCCGCCUCAGAUAACAUCGACAACACAAAAAACAUCUUCAGGUAAGGUUGAUACUACGCUAUAUUAAAAACUUACUUCAUAAGUUAAUAGUUAAGAGAAUUUCAUUUUUCUCUAUUUAGCAAAUCAAGAACUGUUAUCAUCUUGUAAGGAACUACUGCAAAGAAACAGGUUUGUGAGCCACCAACGUUGAAAGAUUUUGCAGAUAGAAAUUUCGAGUGUAAAUUUUAUACAUCUAGUUAGACCAAACCAAGAGCAGCUGCAGAAAAUAAAUCUAUAUGGGCCCACUAUAGCUAGAACGAAUCCAGCCCUCGGUCUUGCGAUUCCGGUGCAGCGCUCUAACCAACUGAGUUGCAGAGUCCAGUACUAGGCCUAAUCUGGGGCGGUAAAUCGCCUUAAAUCGCCUAAAAUCGCAUUAAAUCGCAGUGCUUGAAAAUCCCAGUUUUUCCUUGAAUCGCCCAAAAUCGCAUUAUAUCGCAGCAAUUUAAGGCGAUUUACCGCCCCAGAGUAGGCCUAGUACUAUUGUGUGUUACAACGAUAUCUUAAUUUAUGGUUGAUCAGUCUCGACAUUCCAAAGGGACAUUAGAGAAAGAACAGUUAAAACUAAACCGAUAGAACAAUUCAAUAUAAUGAAGUUAGGCCAGGGUCAAACGUUGAACUUUUCAUGUGCCGAACCUAAUGUUAAUGAGCUAAGUUCUUUGUUUCACUUCAUUUGCAUUAGGUUCGGCACAUGAAAAGUUCGACGUUUGACCGUGGCCCAAGUUUAAUAAAACAAUGUGGUCUUACUAACAUUCACAAAACUUCGUACUACUUAUAGGUCACUAAGCAAUGGUGUUUACAAACUACAAAAUACAGAUUCAUUCGAACAAUAUCAAGUUUACUGUCACAUGACUGAAUUAUCCGGGUGUGGCCAAGGAGGUUGGACACUGCUGAUGAAAGUAGAUGGGAACAAGGUACGAAUAAUCUUAGCCUAACACAAUCUCCUUGAAUGCAUAAACAUGACAAACAAUAAUAUUUAGAGAAAUGAGUAAACUUUUUGCUUUGCAGAAUGACUUCAGCUACAGCUCUCCUUACUGGACAAGCAAGGAAACCUACGCAAUUGAAGAUGGACUUGAAGGUUUGAAUGAAAAACAAACAAAACUUGCUUCUUACUGGAACACACCGUUUAACAAAAUAUGCCUCGGAAUGAAAGUCAAUGGUGUUACAAAAUGGAUAGCGUUAAACUACACCACAAACUCGUUACAUAGUGUGAUCGAAGACGGGACUUUUAAAGGAACAACCUUUGGAAAGGAAGCAUGGAAGUCUCUUAUCGAUGGUUUGUCUUUGCAAGAAUACUGUAAUGAAGAAGGAUUUAAUAUACAAGGGAUUUACACGUCUUUCCCUUGGCAGUGGCACAUGAACAUGCGAAUUGGUUUGGUGGCAAAUAAUGAAAACGACUGCGAUAGUUGUGACUCGUGCAUUGGCUUUGGUACCUCAGUAAGUGGAUGCUUGGGUUUCGUUAGGAGCACCACGUGUGGCAAUAUGGUUGUUUGUAGUCUGCUGAAUAAUAAGAACACGGCAGCAUUUGGAUAUAUACUCGUACAGUAGUAUUUGCAACGUUUCUAUGG